UUGCGCGGCCGCUUGUAUGCCGCUAGCGAAAUGAGGCCCAGAGGAGUUCCAAUCCUCGUACGGCAACGAGGGCAAGACUCAUUACGACGCUAUCCCAUGCCCGAGACAGCCUUGGACUCCGCGAGAAUCCAACCCUACGUCCACGACGUGGUGAUUCACUUCCGUUAUAGGGGCCAGCAGCGUCGUUUCUUGCUAUUUUUCAACCGGCAUAAACGGCUACCCAUCAACCUCGCCCUGCCGCGCGGUUGCCGCCGAGGAUAUAAGGGCGAUGUUAUCGUA
This is a messenger RNA of Punctularia strigosozonata HHB-11173 SS5, 279 nucleotides long. RefSeq lists its product as uncharacterized. The record is from RefSeq and is a predicted model, not a curated record. The transcript has a single exon. Lineage: Eukaryota; Fungi; Basidiomycota; Agaricomycetes; Corticiales; Punctulariaceae. The annotation marks the transcript as partial.